AUGUCGCAGCCAUUUCGCGUCUUUGGGCUAAUGAUGAUGGUCUACCCAGAAUCUCAAGGGUUGCAAGGUGAUGACAAUGAUGAUGGUGAUGAUGGCAACAGUGAAGAAUCAGGGAACUCCUGCCAUUCUGGACUUCCUUCACCCUUGUGCAAGAGCAGUGACAGCACAGAUGAAAAUCAGACAGAGGAUCUGGGAGAACCCACAUUCUCCCUAACUCCUGGGCACUCUUACACGGUGAAAGACAAACAGGUGGAGUUGGCCAAGCAUGCGCUGGAGAUUGAGGAGGAAGAUCAGGAGUUUCAAGAACCAUUUUGCAAAGACAUGGGAGUGUCUGAUAGCUUGCCUGGAGAUGAGGAGCCCAGCCUGACCUACCACUUUCCUGGGCAUCAGAGGUUGCCUGCUCUCCAAAAGGCUGGUACAGCACCAAGCGGCUUCCAUGAUUCUUUCCAGCACAGCUCAGGCCAGCACUUGGGGACAGAGGCCACUGCCACACAGGCCCACGCCAGUGACCAUUAUGUGGGACACCCAGAGAGCACCACGGGAACAGAGCCCCACGUGCUGUGCGAGGAGGAUGGCAAGGACAGCGAGGACAGCAAGGACAGCGAGGACAGCGAGGACAGCAAGGACAGAGAGUCCCUGUCCCUGCAGCCGACCUACAACUUGCUGUGGCAGGAGAACAGCAUGCUCAGGUCAGAGAACGAAAUGCUCAGGAAUGCGAAUGUCGCGCUCAGGUCGGAGAACUUUACACUCAGGCAGGCGUUCAAAGAGCUCAAGAAGGACAGGGCUGUGUUCAUGGGGGAUGGCAUCGUGCUCAGGGAGGAAUACGGCGUGCUCAGGGAACAGUAUGACAGGCUCGAGAGUGAGAAUGCUGCACUCAGGAAGGACAAUGCCAUGGUCAGGAGAAUGUUUGACACCUUCCAGAACAGCUUGAAGAGACAGGCGUGCGUGGUGGUGAGCCUGCAGGAUCAGCUGAAGACCAGCCAGGCUGAACGAGAGAGGGAAGCCCAAGAGCUCCAGUCCUUAGUCCAGGAGACCGAGUGUCAUCUUCAGCUAACGACCCAGCGGGCUCUGAAUGCCGAAACAAAUGUGGAGAGGCUGAAGCAGAAGAUCUUUAUUCUCCAAGGACAGCUGGAAAGAUACAAGCUGGAGAAUGAAAACCUGAGAACAGACUGGCCUGGAAGCAGUGAAGCACAACUUAGACUUCAUCAGGUAAAACCCCCACGAGCUCAUAAUGGACAAAGAUGCCUCCCUCAGGCAGUUCUUGCCUCAGAAAUGUUGCCUGUUGUUACUGAGGUCCUUGAAUCCACCAGAAAAAUUCUCAAAUUUUAAGGAGAGAAGGAUUUUGUGAGUGAGUUCUGUGUGAGUUCCAUGGAUUCAUGCAUGGUCCAAGACCAUUUUCUCCCAUUUGUAACCAUUUACUGCAAAUAAAAGCAUUUACUUUCCCAUUCUCAAAUGUGUGUGCCUUUAUUCUUUGUGGAAAUACUUUCCUUGUGAUUAAGUACCAAUUGCAGGUA
Molecule: messenger RNA, 1514 nt
Organism: Lonchura striata (white-rumped munia)
Lineage: Eukaryota; Metazoa; Chordata; Aves; Passeriformes; Estrildidae
Source: RefSeq, a predicted model, not a curated record